AUGUCUGACUGUGUGUCUGCUCUCUCUCUCUCUCUCUCUCUCUCUCUCUCUCUCUCUCUCUCUCUCUCUCUCUCUCUCUCUCUCUCUCUCUCUCUCUCUCUCUCUCUCUCUCUCUCUCUCUCUCUCCCUCCCUCACACUCACUCCCUGCCUCACACUCACUCCCUGCCUCUUCCUUUCAAGCAAUUCUCUGCUCUGCUGUCUCAGUCUGUCUCUCUCUGCCCGUCUGCGUGUGUCUCUCUGCCCGUCUCUGUGUGUGUGUGUGUGUGUGUGUUCUCAGCCUGUCUCCCCUGCCCCGCCCCCCUUUCCUCUCUCUCUCUCUCUCUCUCUCAUAA
Molecule: messenger RNA, 333 nt
Organism: Monosiga brevicollis MX1
Lineage: Eukaryota; Choanoflagellata; Craspedida; Salpingoecidae
Exons: 1
Coding region: 1-333 (110 amino acids)
Source: RefSeq, a predicted model, not a curated record